Corylus avellana is the source of this 1451-nucleotide messenger RNA. Lineage: Eukaryota; Viridiplantae; Streptophyta; Magnoliopsida; Fagales; Betulaceae. The record is from RefSeq and is a predicted model, not a curated record.
GCAUAAGAAGUUGAAGCAGCUAUGGAAAUUUUCUCUCCCUCAGCCACAAUCACAAAACCCCAUAUAUUUCCAAGCAAAGCUUACAAAACCCAACCCCAAAAUCCCACUAUAAACAUCAAAUUCUCCAAUUCACCAAACAAAAGGAACCACCUUUAUCUCUCUUUUUCUAAUUCUUCUUUCAUUUCUUUUGUAUGUCUCUCUACCACAUCAACAACAAAUACAUUAACUUCCAGUUCCCUUUCUUUGUCUUCCACUCCAUGUGACAACCACCAUUGGCUGGUGCUCAUGGAGGCUCCUCCACAAGGCGUCAAUUCCAAGCCAGAAGUUAUUGACUACUACGUUAAGACCUUAAAAAGAGUUUUGGGCAGGUGGGUAUGUUUCAUUUCUUGUCACAUUACAGUGUUUGGUUUUGGUCUGAGUUCUGCUUUGGUUGUGGUUUUGAACAGUGAGAAGGAUGCUCAGAUGUGUAUAUAUGAUGCUUCUUGGGAUACCCAGUUCGGCUUUUGCUGUGACAUUGAUGAAGAAACUUCCCGCGAGCUCGCCGGCUUACCGGGGGUUUUAUCGGUUAGGCCUGACCCAGAUUAUAGUUCUGUUAAAAAUACAUUUGGUUCUUCAAUCAUUCAAUCAAGUAUUCUAUCAAGCUCACAAAUUGGAAGUACUGUGUUGUUUCCUUUGGGGAAUACCAAACACUGGCUUGUCCGAAUGGCCAUGCCGGGCGUUGGAGUUGUUACAAAGGCUCAAAUGGUCGAUUAUUAUGGUCAAACACUGACCAAGGUUUUGGGGAAUGAGAAGGAUGCACAAAUGUGUAUAUAUCAUGUUUCUUGGCAGUCAAACUUUGGAUUCUGUUGUGAACUUGACGACGAAUGUGCACAGGAACUAGCUGGUGUACCUGGUGUUUUAUCUGUUCAGCCAGACAAGAAUUUUGAGUCAAAGAAUAAGGAUUAUGGAGGUUUUUCCCUUUGUUUUAUUUAAAUACAACCUUUUUCAUAUAAUAUUAUUUGCAAUUCUACCUUAGAGAAGAUAUAAUAUCAUCCAUGCUUUCGCCUGCUUAGAAUUUUACUUCUCUCUUUGAGCAUGAUUGUAUAUAUUGAAAUCUUGACCUCAGACAUAUAUUAAAUAUAUGAACUAAUUAAUUUCGAGCACUCUUUUUCCUUUUUUGGUAUUCCGAUCAUUGCUGCUUGAUAGGCCUGUGUGUCAAUGAAAGUAAAUAACAGUAGCACUAUUAAGCAUUAUUUGUGUCAGGUCACAACAAAUAUGUGUUUUCGAGAUGAUAAUCCUUAAUUAACUAAAUUGUUUGUGCAAUGAAAUUGUAUAGCGGAUGAACUUCUUUGUAGCAGAGAUGAGUCUUUUCCCUGGUUCUACUUGUGCUUCGGACUUGGGAAGACUUAGUAAUGUAUAGCAAAUGAAAAUUAUGUCGCAGAAGAUAUUCUUGAGUUUGUGGUAGAGCAUGA